This is a messenger RNA of Aspergillus alliaceus, 984 nucleotides long. RefSeq names its product putative mitochondrial carrier protein. The record is from RefSeq and is a predicted model, not a curated record. Gene Ontology annotation, molecular function: transmembrane transporter activity. NCBI's taxonomy places the organism in Eukaryota, Fungi, Ascomycota, Eurotiomycetes, Eurotiales, Aspergillaceae. The coding region runs from base 1 to 984 and encodes 327 amino acids. The transcript is spliced from 6 exons. Gene Ontology annotation, biological process: transmembrane transport.
AUGCCGACUGGUAGUGCCUGGACUAUGGAUGAAGCUACCCGUAACAAAUUCCUCAAGAACUACAAGACCCAGGUGGCCUCGGCAACUUCCACUAUCUGCGCGACUCUUGCUGUGACUCCCCUUGAAAAUGUGAAAACUCGCAUGCAAACUCACAACUUCAAGAAUGUGUUUCAGUGUGUCCGCUAUCUCUGGCGUACAGAAGGACCCCGUGGUUACGUUGCUGGAGCGCUGCCACCUUUAGCAAGUGUCACAGCUGUUCGGGUUGUGAACUUCUCUACAUAUAAUGCGGCCAAGCAUCGCAUCUCCGAUUUUUUCGAGAGAAUGACGGGCCAGUCUCCCUUGGCUAUGUACAACCAACCGGGCAGCAGUCCUACUGUCUCUACAUUUGUGACAUUUACUACUGCUGGGCUAUUUGCUGGUCUCAUUACUUCCCCACUUGCAUGCCCCUUCGAACUCGCUAAGAACGUUGUUCAGACCUCAGUCUUAGUGUCAAACCGUGCUCAGGCAUCGCCAGAUGCGGUCAACGAUCCCUCGUUACGUAACAAGCCUCGUCUCGGUACCGUUGAGGCGAUUCGGCAGAUCGUUCAGCGUUACGGAGUCCGUGGCCUGUACACCGGCUUUCAUCUGCACGCUCUGCGCGACACUCUAGGAUCUGGUUUAUACUUCAGUGUUUAUGAAACAGUGAAACAGGUUGCGUCGAAGGAGCUUGGUCCAGACAAAUCCCCAUUCGGCGGUCCCAUGAUCGCCGGGGCGAUUUGCAGCACCGUUCCGUGGUUCUGUACUUAUCCCCUUGAUACCCGAAAGACUCGUGCUCAGAGCGUGUUACUUGGAAAGACCAGUGAAGUCGGGGAGGCGUCGGCGGCGGUUGCCAAGUCCAGUAUGUACAAAGGACUUUCAAUUAUUCUCAUUCGUACUGGGGUGAACAAUAUGAUUUUGCUCAGUAUUUUCGAAUACAUAAAGAUGAAGAUCAAUCAAUUGGAUUGA